Molecule: messenger RNA, 3172 nt
Organism: Anneissia japonica
Lineage: Eukaryota; Metazoa; Echinodermata; Crinoidea; Comatulida; Comatulidae
Product: ATPase family AAA domain-containing protein 3-B-like
Exons: 14
Coding region: 90-1871 (593 amino acids)
Biological process (GO): mitochondrion organization
Cellular component (GO): mitochondrion
Molecular function (GO): zinc ion binding; ATP hydrolysis activity; ATP binding
Source: RefSeq, a predicted model, not a curated record
UCAUAUAGUUUGGGGUCUUGCAUGUAGGAUAGGAAAUUUGGCACAGGCAAUUUAUUCUAUAGUUUUUGCAAACUCUUUAAAUAAUAAAUAUGUCUUGGUUAUUUGGUGUCAAGAAAGACCCGGUUCCGGCCGAAUUUUCACAAUUACCUCAGCUUCCCGAUGGGUUGACUUUACCCGGUGGAGCAGGGGGUAGCGAUGAUGGCAAAAAAGGAGGCGGAGAUGAGGCGAAGAAAGUCGCCGGUAGCUGGUCAAACUUUGAUCCAACCGGCCUAGAGCGUGCAGCUAAGGCAGCCAAAGAACUAGAUAGGUCAGCAAAUGCUAAGGGAGCACUUGAUUUGGCAAAAAUGCAGGAACAGUCAACACAGCUUGAAAAACAAGGAAAGAUUAAGGAAUACGAGACUGCCAUCGAGCAAUUUAAGAUAGACCAGAUACGUGUCCAACAAGAAGAGAAGCGUAAAACACUCGGUCAGGAGACGCAGCAACAUCAACAGAGGGCACAGUACCAGGAUCAACUCGCUAGGAAACGGUACGAUGACCAGUUAGUUCAACAGAAAAGAAUGAAUGAUGAAAACUUAGCCCGUCAGGAGGAGUCUGUUAAGAAACAAGAGAGUAUGCGACGAUCAACAAUAGAAUAUGAGGCAGAACUAAGGCAUAAAAAUGAGAUGACAAAGCUAGAAGCCGAAUUGCGAGGAAAAGCUAAGAUUGAGCGAGAAAACAAAGAUAUACGGGCUGACCAGAUUCGCUUGAAGGCCUCAGAACACCGUGAAACUGUUCUGCAGAGCCUCAAAACUGCUGGUACAAUCAUUGGUGAUGGAUUUAAGGGAUUUAUUUCAGAUUGGGAUAAGGUGUCAGCAACUGCAGCUGGUUUAACACUGCUGGCAUUUGGUAUUUACUCGGCCAAGAUGGGAACCGGUGUUGCUGCACGCUACAUUGAGGCUAGGCUUGGCAAACCCUCAUUGGUACGGGAAACCUCACGGAUCAACUUUCUUCAGGGAUUGCGGCAUCCCAUUCUUGUUGGAAAACGACUCUUCACAAAAGCUGAGGAUGCACUUCAAGGUGUGGUUCUUAAACCCUUGCUUGAAGAGAAACUUAGAGAAAUUGCUAUAGCAACAAGAAACACAAAAGCAAACAAAGGAUUGUAUAGGAAUAUAUUAAUGCAUGGUCCGCCAGGAACAGGAAAAACAUUAUUUGCCAAGAAAUUGGCGCUGACCUCAGGAAUGGACUAUGCUAUUAUGACCGGAGGUGAUGUCGCCCCAAUGGGACGAGAAGGUGUGACAGCUAUGCAUAAAGUGUUUGACUGGGCAUCAACGAGUCGACGAGGAGUGCUUUUAUUUGUAGAUGAGGCUGAUGCAUUUCUUAGGAAAAGAAGUAUGGAGGUUAUUAGUGAAGAUUUACGAGCGACGUUAAAUGCGUUCCUUUACCGAACAGGAGAACAAUCAAAUAAAUUUAUGUUAGUACUAGCAAGUAAUCAGCCUGAGCAGUUUGACUGGGCAAUAAAUGACAGAUUAGAUGAAAUGGUUGAAUUCCGAUUACCAGACCUAGAGGAACGUGAGCGCAUGGUUCGACUCUACUUUGAUCGCUUUGUACUGAAGCCUGCGUCCGAGGGUAAAAAACGAUUGAAACUUGGUGAAAUGGAUUUUGGUGCUAAGUGUUCAGAGAUUGCUAAAGUGACGAGGGGACUUUCUGGCCGUGAGAUUUCCAAGCUUGCUGUUGCUUGGCAGGCCAGUGGUUUUGCAGCGGAGAAUGGCAUGUUAACGUCAGAGAUGAUAGACAUGAGAGUUGAGGAAGCAGUAAAACAGCAUGCCCAGAAGGUGGAAUGGCACGACAGUGAAGAAGCAAAAUGGGAAAAGAUUCGAGAGACCAAAGCCUAGAAUGCCAAGGCAAAAAAGUAUGAUUUAUGUAAUUGGCAACAUCUAGUAGGUCACUAUAAGAGGGAGGUGAGAGAAAAAUGUUGUAGAAAAGCAACAGAGUAUGUUAUAACAGAGUAUUCCUCUUUCUGUGUGGUGCUAACUAUAAAUGAUUAUCAGGUCUGUAGAGAUUUUGAGCAACAGCCAUCUAGUGAAGGUCAUCUGUUAGUAGUCAUCACCGUUUAAUGCUUGCCAUCGGGUGAGGUUCAUCAAUUGGUGAUGUUUGCCAUUUGGUAAAGUUACUCUGGUGCAGUUAAUCAUCUGGAAAUGUUUUUCCUCUAGUUAUGUGUGCCAUCUGAAUAGGUUCAUCAUCUGGUUUGGGUCAUCAUCUGGUGAUGUGUGCCAUCUAUCAUCAGUCUUAAAUCCUAAUCUUGUGAUGUCACAACUGAUAAUUGUCAUCGGGUUGGUUCAUCAUCAGAUGAUUGUUGCCACCCAUAAGGGACAUUGUCUGGAAAAGCUUUCCAUCACUGUGGUUCAGAUUAAUCUUAGUUCUAAUCUUAGAACUAAUAGAAACUGAAAUCUGAACCAAACUCUAUCAAGACUCAGUAUGUGAUUGAAUGAUGUCACUCUUGAUUCCAAUUCAAAUAUAGAAUCACUGUGACUGAUAGAUUAUUAAUUAUUAUGCAUAACUUUGUGCAAUAUUGAAGGUAAAAUUUUAUCGCAAGAUUGUCAAAGGGGUCAGAAUAAAUGAAAUCCUAUGGAAACUUAAUAUGUUAGUUUUUAUUUAAAGAAGUUAAUUUUAAUGUAUGAAUGGUUUGUUAUUUAUAACAAUAGGAUUGUGAUCAGUAGUGGGUCAAGUAUUGGCAUCAGGAGGUGGUAUAAGCUGUACUACAGGGCAAUUGACUAACAAUCGCCUGCGAUGUCCAGGGGCACACGAAUGGGGAAUGUAGACAGCAUGAAAUUCAUACAUAUCAAGGAAAUAGUCCACCUUAUGAUGGAGUAUAGGAUUUUCUCACAUGCGUUUGUGUGGUUUGCCCUUAGUUGUAGGAGUGUUUUUUGGUGUGAAUCCCACCAAGGAUAAACCGCUAAGUUCAAAGACUUUGAUUCCAGUGGGGUUCUUCAAGUGUUGAUGAUAAAAAGAAAAAAUAUAUAUACACCAUCAUUUUAUGUGUUAUUUCCACGCUAAAUUCAUAUACAGUAUUUGUGUGUUCCCAUAGAUAAAGAGUACUGUACAUUACAUAGGGUCUAUAGUGAGUAUCUAACAUGCUGGAAUUUAGUGAAGUUUAUUCCUCAUUAAAAUUACUGUACAAGGAACUUAUAAAAUU